UGGUGGCUUCAACACAGCGCCCCUAUCAGUCAUCUAGUGUUCGUGUAUGUGAUCAUCUGACCAAAAGUCAGAGACACCACUAUGAUGACACACCAAAUGUGUUUGAUGGAUCCUUUUGGUCUUCUUCUAAUGUCUCUUAAUGGUAAUCUAAAAGUAACUGAAAGUAGCCUAAUUAGAUUAAGUUACUGAGUUUGGGUAAUCAAAAAUUACGUUAUUGAUUACAAUGUUGGACAGGUAACAAGUAACUAACGGAUUACAUUUAGAAAGUUCCCUACCCAACCUUGCCUUUAGGGUACUUUUUUUAAACCACAUCACACAAUAGGCUACAUCUCCAGUGUACUGUGCAGUAGGCCUAUUUGCAAAUUGCACGCAACAUAUCCAAGAAAUUGGAUUGUACUAGACUAAUCAGUGGAUUGAUUCAGGGCCACAACAGGCACCUUUUAUAGUCUACAGGAAUAUUGAUGUGGUUUCAAAAAUGUAAAAGUAUGCGAGGGCUUGCCAUGGUGUAUGUCGCGUAUCUCUAGCUCCCCUGUAGGCUUGGGUAACCAAAGAGCAUUGAAAUAAAGGGAGCCGUCGAACUAGUCUGGCUACUACUCUCUCCCCGGUACGGAAACCGGUUGCUGUCAGAAUACGGCACAACCUAAUUAUUUAAUUUCAAGGGAGACAAAUUUACUUUAAAUUCGGGAGUUCGUAAAGCCUACUACACAGGUGAAGAAGUAGAAAGUUGUGACACGACCAACCUCACAUCAGAGCGGCGCCCGAGAUUAUCGUGAAUUUAUUUGGAGUGCAGUAGCUCUGGAAAACAACCAGAAAAAUAGUGUGAGGAGGGGGAAGAGGGAAAAAGAACAAGACCAUGGCUCUGAUUAAGCUGCAGAAUGUGGAGGACUACUAUGAGAUUGGAGAGGUGCUUGGCAGUGGUCACUUUGGGCAAGUGCGUGCGGUGCUGGAGCGGGCGUCCAAGGUCCACUGGGCGGGGAAGUUCCUGAAGCUGCGUCGGAGCGCCAGUAGCCGCCUGGGCCUGGAGAGGAAGAGUGUGGAGAAGGAGGUGGAGAUACUGCAGAGCCUGCAGCACGCCAACGUCAUGGCCCUCAGGGAUGUGUUUGAGAGUCGCGCCGAGGUGGUGCUCAUCGUGGAGCUUAUCAGUGGUGGGGAGCUGUUUGAUUUCAUAGCAGAGAAGGAGAGCCUGUCUGAGGAGGAGGCCAUAGAGUUCUUGAAGCAGAUCCUCAUGGGAGUGGGCUUUAUGCACACUAAGAACAUUGCCCACUUUGACCUCAAGCCAGAGAACAUCAUGCUGGCUGACAAGACGAUGCCACACUCCCACAUCAAGAUCAUUGACUUUGGACUGGCCCAUCGCCUCAAACAGGGGGAGGAGUACAGGAGCCUAUCUGGAACCCCACAGUACAUCGCCCCUGAGGUGAUUAACUACGAACCCCUGAGCGAGGCAGCCGACAUUUGGAGUAUUGGUGUGAUAACCUACAUAUUGUUGAGUGGUUUGUCCCCCUUUCAAGGAGAUAAUGACGAGGAGACACUAAAGAAUAUCGUGGGGAUGAUCUAUGAGUUUGAAGAGAACUAUUUCACCCAGACCAGCGCCAUGGCCAAAGACUUCAUUGAGAAACUGCUGGUCAAAGACCCAAUAGAGAGAAUGACAGCGGAUGAAUGUCUAGUACACCCUUGGAUCAAGCCCCUCACACGCAAACAGGUGGAUAACAGAAGUCGAUCGUCCAUCAACAUGAAAAGCUUCAAGAAGUUCAACGCCAAAAGGAAAUGGAAGAUGUCAUAUAACAUGGUGUGGGCGUGUAACAGAUUAUUUCGCCUGCAGUUGCAGUGUAAAAGCAGGUCCCAGGUGGACCCAGAACUGAGGCAGUGUGAGAGCGACCAGGAGGACACGGAGACCAAGCCUGCUUCUCUCAUUCGCCGCAGACUCAGCAGCAGUUCCUAAAGAAGACCACUGGGGUCACUAACACAGCCUCAGACCACCACUAUCCAUCCCACCAUGGGGAAACGGAGAGAAGCCUUUUGUGAGUGCACCAGUCAACAAUAGUCUGAGUUACAGAAUGACUGACUAUGCCAGUGACAAUACGAGUAACGAACCCGUGAUGUGCAGGUGCCUAAAGCCAGUGUUAGUCCACAGAGUUGAAUCUUAAUGUCUCAGACACGGUUCCUGAUCAAACCACUGUAGUUUACCAAACUGCUUCUGUUACACUUCACCCCCAUUUGACCUAGCAUUUGCCUGUGCCUUUUAUGUAUUUGCCUGUGCCUUUUAUGCAUUUGCCUGUGCCUUUUAUGCAUUUGCCUGUGCCUUUUAUGCAUUUGCCUGUGCCUUUUAUGCAUUUGCCUGUGCCUUUUAUGCAUUUGCCUGUGCCUUUUAUGCAUUUGCCUGUGCCUUUUAUGCAUUUGCCUGUGCCUUUUAUGCAUUUGCCUGUGCCUUUUAUGCAUUUGCCUGUGCCUUUUAUGCAUUUGCCUGUGCCUUUUAUGCAUUUGCCUGUGCCUUUUAUGUAUUUGCCUGUGCCUUUUAUGCAUUUGCCUGUGCCUUUUAUGCAUUUGCCUGUGCCUUUUAUGCAUUUGCCUGUGCCUUUUAUGCAUUUGCCUGUGCCUUUUAUGCAUUUGCCUGUGCCUUUUAUGCAUUUGCCUGUGCCUUUUAUGCAUUUGCCUGUGCCUUUUAUGUAUUUGCCUGUGCCUUUUAUGCAUUUGCCUGUGCCUUUUAUGCAUUUGCCUGUGCCUUUUAUGCAUUUGCCUGUGCCUUUUAUGUAUUUGCCUGUGCCUUUUAUGUAUUUGCCUGUGCCUUUUAUGUAUUUGCCUGUGCCUUUUAUGUAUUUGCCUGUGCCUUUUAUGUAUUUGCCUGUGCCUUUUAUGUAUUUGCCUGUGCCUUUUAUGCAUUUGCCUGUGCCUUUUAUGUAUUUGCCUGUGCCUUUUAUGUAUUUGCCUGUGCCUUUUAUGUAUUUGCCUGUGCCUUUUAUGCAUUUGCCUGUGCCUUUUAUGUAUUUGCCUGUGCCUUUUAUGCAUUUGCCUGUGCCUUUUAAGUUUGACACAUUUAUUUUCUGAAAAUGCCAAAACUUUUGUUUUGGUGCACGGGAUAGAGUUUGUCACACUUAUAGCUAACCUCGGUUGCAAUUAUUAUGCCUUACAAUAUUAUGUGGUUAUUAUUUAGCCUCCGCCACAUGUUCCGAUAUUUUUGACUGCUGUAUGCCUGUCAAAGGUCAAGACUAUUCCAAACUCAUUUUUAUUUGAGUUUGAGACAUUUGCAUUUCAUACAAUUAACUAGAAAAAGUACUUGGUAACUCAAAUGUUAAUUGAGUGUUUCACAUGAAAUUAGGGAACUAUACAAGCCAUACAAUUGGAAAUAGAAGGCCUGUUUUUCUAAUUCUGCCUUUAAGUGGAUACAUCAUUUGUGUCAGAAUGUAGAUAUAAGUUUAUACAGAGCUACUGUACUGUACACAGCUACAGCCGUGUUUGAUAGUGUUUGGCACUGACAUGUAAUGUAGUCUUAGUGUGUAGGGCCCUUAAAAGCCUUAUCAAACUUCAUCUUCAAUAUACUUUAUUGAACAUUUCAACUAUCUUUGGCUUAUGUCAAAGGUCAAUUUUAUAGUCGUUUUUGAAAGGGAAAGCUACUUUAUGUGGUGUAGGCUUUUUUUAUAUGUAAUAAUGAGAGUUUAAUACUGACAACAACCAUGUUUUGUGAAUUGUGUGAUGGUGAAUAAGAAAAUGUUAGUCUAUGAUGUUAAAGCUAUUACAGUAUAUACACAUUUGUUACUUUGAAAGCACACAAUUUUUUAAAGACAGCAGACUACUUGCACUGGUUGAGUUAUCAGUUUCUGUGGCACAUGAUGAGGUCAAGAUAGUCAGUGAACUGCAACCUGUAUCUAACUUGACCACUGCGAACCUAUCACAAUUAUUGUAAAAGUUCAUUGUAACAGACAAAUGGAUUAGAAGAAGUGAGGCCUACAAACUUCAGUCUUUCAGUUAUUUUUCUAAAUGUUCUAAAUUGGUUCCAGGCUGUCAACCUCAUAUUCUUAUGGAAGCGUGAGGAAUUGUUGCCAUUUUCCUCUGGGUUUAUACAAGGGUAUAGAGGUUUUGAAACGGGGUUGAGUAGUUGGCCCUUCCAAGAUGAGCAGGAUCCAAGGAGUCAGCAGCAUUCUUGGAGAGAUUGGGCCAAGGAAAUAAAGAGCUUUCACACACUGUAAAUUCCUGAAUCUGCCCAUGCCCUCUCUCCUUCCAAUGUGCAUCCUACAGAGCACAUGCCCGUUGCCAUAGAGGAUUCACAAACAGACGCACUCGAGCAUGCAAGAGAGGUGAGUUUGGAAUUAGGCAACCAUUAAAAUUAACGGUGCAUAAUAUAAUAAGUGUUCAAGGUGUUCAGUAUAUUUGUAAUUCGCACGCAUGAACACCCACACAUACAGUACAUAAAGGUGAGAGGAGAUGCGUAAACAGCCAUGUCUAGCGAAACUGAGUAACAGGCUACAACACUUACGGC
Molecule: messenger RNA, 4471 nt
Organism: Oncorhynchus mykiss (rainbow trout)
Lineage: Eukaryota; Metazoa; Chordata; Actinopteri; Salmoniformes; Salmonidae
Product: death-associated protein kinase 2
Biological process (GO): intracellular signal transduction; protein phosphorylation; positive regulation of apoptotic process
Cellular component (GO): cytoplasm; nucleus
Molecular function (GO): protein serine/threonine kinase activity; ATP binding
Source: RefSeq, a predicted model, not a curated record